Molecule: messenger RNA, 1685 nt
Organism: Salarias fasciatus (jewelled blenny)
Lineage: Eukaryota; Metazoa; Chordata; Actinopteri; Blenniiformes; Blenniidae
Product: cytochrome P450 2F3-like
Exons: 11
Coding region: 6-1469 (487 amino acids)
Biological process (GO): xenobiotic metabolic process
Cellular component (GO): intracellular membrane-bounded organelle; cytoplasm
Molecular function (GO): heme binding; iron ion binding; oxidoreductase activity, acting on paired donors, with incorporation or reduction of molecular oxygen, reduced flavin or flavoprotein as one donor, and incorporation of one atom of oxygen
Source: RefSeq, a predicted model, not a curated record
CAGCCAUGUUUGUCUCCAUCGUGUUGGUGUGGCUCUGCAUCUGCAUCGUCAUCUAUAAGCUCAAACCUCGGAGGCCCAAGAACUUCCCACCCGGACCCCCUGUCCUCCCCUUUCUGGGGAACCUCCUGCACCUGAGCCUUGAGAACCCCCUGAAGGAUUUGGAGAGGCUGCGGAAGUUGUACGGCGAUGUCCACAGUCUCUACCUCGGCCCCCGGCGGGCCGUGGUCGUCAACGGCCUGAAGGCCGUCAAGGAAGCCAUCAUCAUCAAGGGUGCAGAUUUUGCUGGACGACCUCAGGACAUGCUCAUUAAUGAUGUCACCAAGUCUCAAGGAGUGAUUCUGGCAGAUUAUGGCCCCGCGUGGAAGGAACACCGUCGUUUCUCCCUGAUGACUCUCAGAAACUUCGGACUGGGGAAAAAUUCAAUGGAGGAGAGAAUUCUUGGGGAGCUUCAGUACACCAUUAAAACCCUGGAACAGAGCAUCGGCAAAACUAUGUGUCCUCAAAUUAUGUUUCAUAAUGUGGCCUCCAACGUCAUCUGCCAGGUUUUGUUUGGUACUCGCUACGAAUACACCGAUGAAUUCAUCCGAGUGUUUAUUCGAAGCAUAACUGAGAACACCAAGCUCAUCAAUGGACCAUGGGCGAUGCUUUAUGACUCUUUACCCAUAAUUCAAAACCUGCCGCUGCCCUUCAGGAAAGUCUUCAAGAAUUAUGAGGCUGUUAAAAAUCUUGUCCGUCAGUUACUGAGAGAGCACAAAGCCACCCGCGUCUCUGGAGAUCCUCGAGAUUUAGUCGACGCCUACCUGGACGAACUGGAGAAGAGAGGGGACGAGUCUUCGUUUUCAGAGGAUCAGCUGGUCACUCUGGCGUUGGAUCUUCUCGGCGCUGGGACUGACACCACCUCCAACACGCUGCUCACCGCUUUGCUUCACCUUCUGACCAAACCACACAUACAAGAGAAGUGUCAGCAGGAGAUCGACCGGGUGCUGGGAGGGAAGGAGCAGGCCUGUUAUGAAGACAGACACAACAUGCCUUACAUGCAGGCUGUGAUCCAUGAAGCGCAGAGGAUGGCUAACACCGUCCCCCUCAGCGUGUUCCACCACACCACCAAAGACACUGAGCUCAUGGGAUAUUCCAUCCCCAAAGGGACCAUUAUCCUGGAGAAUUUGAGCUCAGUGCUGAGCGAAGAAGGCCAGUGGAAGUUCCCCCAUGAAUUCACCCCUGAGAACUUCCUCAACGAGAAGGGAGAGUUUUUCAAGCCGGAGGCCUUCAUGCCUUUCUCUGCAGGUCCCCGGGUUUGUCUCGGAGAGGGUCUGGCUCGCAUGGAGCUCUUCCUCAUCCUGGUCACUCUGCUGAGGAAGUUCAGGUUCAUCUGGCCCGAAGACGCAGGAGAACCAGACUUCACUCCGGUCUACGGGAUCACCAUGACGACCAGACCGUAUCGCAUGAGGGUGGAGCUCAGGUCCCAAUGAGGCGGUGCGCGAACACCGGGAAGAAAAGGAAGUGCACGAGGCACCGCUCAACGGGAAGAUGAAGUAGAUCAUGUGACAUGCGUCUCUCUUUCAUUCUGGUUCAUGGUUCUGGGUCGUGGUUAAAGCACAGCUUUCGGUAAAGAUUGCUUUGGCAUUACAAUUCUGUUUUCUCCACAAUAAAACUGUCUGUUUAUCUCAAGCCUGAAAAUAAUUUAA